UGUGUGUCUGCCUCACUCACCACCCUCGCUCUGCACCAUGGGGAAGGACAGGCUGCCCAGUGGCCAGAGCAUCUUCCUCCUGCUCCUCUUGCUCCUCCCUGGAGACACCUCGCCCACCACCGAACCGCAGUACAUGGUGCUAGUGCCCUUUCUGAUCCACACCAACGGUCCUGAAAAGGUCUGUAUCCAGCUGACCCACCUGAACGAGUCUGUGACGCUGAGCACCACGCUGGAAUACGCAGGGGAGAACAGGAGCCUGAUCGCAGACGUGGUGUCAGAGAAGGACGUGUUCAAGUGCAUCCCAUUCACAGUUCCAAAGUCCAGCAGCUCAUCAGCAGCGUUUCUCACGGUGCUGGUGAAGGGGCCGACGCUGGAGUUCAGGAGCUGGAAAUCGAUGAUGGUCAAGAACUCAGAGAGCCUGGUCUUUGUCCAGACGGACAAACCCAUCUACAAACCCGGACAAACAGUUCUGUUUCGGAUCGUCUCUCUGGACGAAGACUUCCGUCCCCUGAAUGAGAAGUUUGCACUGGUCUUCAUCAAGGACCCACAGAAGAACCGCGUGUAUCAGUGGCGAGAGGUGGAGUUAAAUGGGGGCCUCACCCAGCUCUCCUUCCCCCUCACCUCCGAGCCCAUCCAAGGCACCUACAACGUGGUGGUGCAGAAGGAGUCGGGGACCAAUCUCGAACACUCCUUUACUGUGGAGGAAUAUGUGCUGCCCAAGUACGAAGUGUCGGUGAAGCUGCCCAAGAAAAUCACCAUCCAGAAUGAGGAGCUGAAAGUGGCCGUCUGUGGUCUAUACACCUAUGGGACCCCUGUCCCCGGCCUGGUGAAUGUCCGUGUGUGCCGGAGAUUCUCCCAGUCCAGGUCACACUGCUAUGGAAGAGAGGCCGAGGCUGUGUGUGAGGAAUUCACCAGACAGGCAGACGUUCGAGGCUGUGUCUCCAAUGUGGUAAAGACUAAAAUAUUCCAGCUCAAGCGAAAGAGUUAUGAGAUGAAAAUUGAGGUUGAAGGCAAGAUCACGGAAGAGGGUACAGGGGUGGAGUUAACUGGGACAGGCUCCAGUGAGAUCACAGGCACCAUGAGCAAAAUCAGCUUUGAGCAGGUGGACUCUCAUUACAUACCAGGGAUCCCCUUCUCCGGGCAGGUGAAGCUGGUGAAUGGGACCAAUGCUCCAAUCGCCAACGAAACAAUCCGGAUUUCCAUAGGGGAAAACAAAUACAAAGCCAACUACAUAACGAAUGAAGAGGGACGAGUCUGGUUUUUCAUAGACACUGUCAACUUCACAGACACCUCCAUUCAAAUCACCGCAAAACAUAAAUCUGAACUGAACUGUUACGACAGAGACUGGGUCACCCCUGUGUAUGGUAAAGCCGUUCACACAGCAACACGCUUUUACUCCCCGAGUAAGAGCUUUCUCAAAAUUGAGCCCCUGUCUCAGACUUUAAGCUGCGGCUCCAGUGAGAUGAUCCGGGUGCACUACAUCCUGAAGCCAGAGGCUGUGGGGGAGCAGAAGGAAAUCAUCUUUUACUAUGUGGUGAUGGCCAAAGGAGGCAUCGUGAGGGCAGGCACCGAGGUGCAUCCCAUGGGGGAUGGAGAACAUAUCCAGGUGUUUGAGCUGAGCCUCCCUGUGGGGCCUGAUAUCGCCCCCCUGGCCUGGGUACUCGUAUACACCACUUUACCCAGCGGGGACGUUAUCGCCAAUUCCGAAGAUUUCAAGAUUGAAAACUGCUUUGCCAAUAAGGUCAACUUACAUUUCUCACCGGCCGAGGGCCUCCCCGCCUCUAAUACUCACCUCCGGAUCGGAGCCUCCCCGGGCUCCCUGUGCGCCGUCCAUGCUGUGGACAAGAGCGUCCUCCUCAUGAAGCCUGAAGCUGAGCUCUCACCCAACUCUGUGUAUGAUUUGCUCCCGGUAAAGGAGAUCAGGGGUUAUAAUUACCGGGAGCACCAUUUGGAGGAAGAACUUGAUAACCCUUGUGUGGAACUCGACAACAUUAUUUUAAAUGGAUUCAUCUACAGACCCACUUCUCCUGACAGUGAAGGGGACGCCUACAAUGUUCUCAAGGCGAUGGGUUUAAAAGUCUUCACCAGCACCAAGCUCCAGAAGCCCAGACUCUGCAUGGAGAGAAUGUACAGUAGAACAUAUGUACCUACGAGGGCUGGUAUUGGCGACCGUACAUCUGCACCGAGAUAUGCACUCAGUUUCGAUCACAUCGAUCGUUUGGAUCAUGGCCCAGUGGAGACCAUCCGGAAGUAUUUCCCUGAGACGUGGAUUUGGGAUUUAGUUCCAGUAAAGUCCGUCGGAAGUGCCAAACUGACUGUGACCAUCCCCGACACCAUCACAGAAUGGAAAGCCAACGCAUUCUGCAGUUCCGGUGACACUGGCUUUGGCCUGUCCCCGACCGUGUCCCUCAGAGCCUUCCAGCCCUUCUUCGUGGAGCUCACCCUGCCCUACUCCGUGGUGCACGGCGAGACCUUCACGCUAAGGGCCACUGUCUUCAACUACCUGACCCGCUGCAUCAGGGUCAGCAUCUCACUGGCUCCAUCUGAUGACUUCCGGGCUACCCCUGUGAAGAAGGAAAAAGAAUCUUACUGUCUCUGUGUGAAUGGCCGGAAAACAGUGUCUUGGGCUGUGACCCCAAAAUCUCUGGGUAAUGUGAAUUUCUCAGUGAGCGCUGAGGCCCUGAAGACAGAUCUGCCCUGCAGGAACGAGGUAGUGGAGACCCCGGACAAAGGGCAGAAGGACACGGUGAUCAAACAGCUGUUAGUGGAGCCUGAAGGGCUUGAGAAGGAAACGACCUACAACUUCCUGCUCUGUGCAGCUGGAAAGACAGCGCCGCAGCCAAUGUCCCUGAAGCUCCCAGAAAACGUGGUGCAGGGCUCGGCCAGAGCCUAUUUCUCAGUGCUGGGAGAUAUCCUGGGCACAGCCAUGCAGAACUUGCAGCAGCUCCUCCAGAUGCCCUUUGGCUGCGGGGAGCAGAACAUGGUCCUGUUUGCCCCCAACAUCUACAUCCUGGACUAUCUGAAUAAGACGGGGCAGCUUAGCGAGGAGACCAAAUCCAAGGCCAUCGGAUACUUAGUCAGCGGUUACCAGACACAGCUGAAGUACAAACACCGGGACGGCUCCUACAGCACUUUUGGGCCACGUUAUAGGCAAUCAAGGAACACCUGGCUGACGGCCUUCGUCCUCAAGUCCUUCGCGCAGGCCCGCUCUCACAUCUUCAUCGAGGAGAAGCACAUCCAGGACGCCCUGGCCUGGCUCGCUGGCAAGCAGAAGGAAAACGGCUGCUUCCGCAGCUCCGGGACGCUCCUGAACAAUGCCAUAAAGGGCGGGGUGGACGAUGAGGUCACGCUCUCUGCCUACAUCACCAUCGCGCUGCUGGAGAUUCCUCUGCCCAUCACUCACUCUGUGGUCCGUAAUGCUCUGUUCUGUCUGGAGACGGCUGCAGAGCAGGGAGGAAACCACGUGUACACUAGGGCACUACUGGCCUACGCCUUCGCCCUGGCGGGGAAGGAGGAGAAGCGCAGGGCACUGCUGGACUCGCUUGACAAGGAAGCUGUGAAGGAGGAUGGCUCCAGUCACUGGCAGAGGCCCGGGAAGGAGCCGAAAGCCGAUCUCCCCUUCUUUCACCCCCGUGCUCCUUCCGCCGAGGUGGAGAUGACGUCCUACGUGCUCCUCGCUUACCUCACCACUCAGCCGGCGCCAUCCCAAGACGACCUGUCAUUAGCAGCUCAAAUUGCAAAGUGGAUCAGCAAGCAGCAGAAUCCCAACGGGGGCUUCUCCUCCACCCAGGACACAGUGGUGGCACUCCAGGCACUGUCCCGAUACGGAGCCUCCACCUAUGCCAAGAGCGGAGGAGCGUCCACAGUGACCCUGCAAUCCACAGGGAACUUCCAGGCCCAGUUCCAGGUGGAUCAUACGAAUCGUCUGCUGCUCCAGCGUGUGGCACUGCCAGAGGUGCCAGGGGACUACAGCACGGGGGUGACAGGAGAAGGAUGUGUCUACGUGCAGACCAGCCUGAGGUACAACGUGCUCCCCAAGCCAGGCGAGGCGCCAUUCGCGCUGGAGGUGCACACAGUCCCCAAGACAUGUGACAGCCCCAGGGCCCAGAGGACCUUUGACAUCUCCAUAAACAUCAGUUACACAGGGAAACGCCCCGUCUCCAACAUGGUCAUCGUUGACGUUACGAUGCUGUCAGGAUUCAUCCCUGUGAAGACAUCAGUGAGGAAGCUGGAAGGACAUCACCACAUCCACCGCACAGAACUGAGCACCAACCACGUGCUGCUCUACAUGGAGCAGGUGAGCAACGUGACUCGGAGCUUCUCCUUCGCGGUGGAACAGGACUUCCCCGUGCAGAGCCUGAAGCCGGCACUAGUGAAAGUCUACGAUUACUACGAAACGGACGAAUUUGCCAUCGCUGAGUACAGCGCCCCCUGCAGCAAAGUGGGAGCCGAGCAGAGCAACGUGUGAGGGAUGGAGUCGUGUUCCGAGCCUCCCGCGUCCCACCUGCUUAGCCCCUGCGCAGGCCGAGGUGGAUGGAUGGAGCAACAGAGAGAAAACAGCAGCAAAAAGAGGGAAACAAACAUUACAAAUAAAUGAAUUCACCAACCUGA
Messenger RNA from Malaclemys terrapin pileata, 4611 nucleotides. RefSeq names its product alpha-2-macroglobulin-like. Gene Ontology annotation, molecular function: endopeptidase inhibitor activity. The record is from RefSeq and is a predicted model, not a curated record. Gene Ontology annotation, cellular component: extracellular region. The coding region runs from base 38 to 4468 and encodes 1476 amino acids. NCBI's taxonomy places the organism in Eukaryota, Metazoa, Chordata, Testudines, Emydidae. The transcript has 36 exons.